Lactuca sativa (garden lettuce) is the source of this 1090-nucleotide messenger RNA. RefSeq names its product calmodulin-like protein 3. NCBI's taxonomy places the organism in Eukaryota, Viridiplantae, Streptophyta, Magnoliopsida, Asterales, Asteraceae. Gene Ontology annotation, molecular function: calcium ion binding. The record is from RefSeq and is a predicted model, not a curated record.
GUGAACACACUCCUUUUUCUCUCCAUCCCUUCAUCCAAAAACACACAUCAACACACACAAACACAACGCUGUUUCUUCUCUAUUUCAUUGAAGCUUCUUCUUCUUCUUCAAUGGCUAUUUUAACCACAGUUUUUCUCGUCUUUCUUUUCAUAAUUGGCCUCGUUUCGACUCUUUUAAGAAUACCCACAAAGAAAAUCGCAUCUUUAGUUCAACUUCAAUCGCCCUCCACUCAAGAUUCAGUCAAGAAUCAAAACGUCGAACAACAGAAAACCAAGAACAUCAAGAUGGUGAUGGAGAAAAAGGUGAGUUUUGGUCCUGAUUCGAGGGAAAGAAAAGCAGAAUUGAAGAGCGUUUUCGCGACUUUCGACAAGAACAAAGAUGGGUUCAUCACAAAACAAGAGUUGAGUGAUUCACUCAAGAACAUCGGGAUCUCAACAAAUGAAAAGGACGUGUUGGAAAUGGUUCAAAGGGUUGAUGUUAAUGGCGAUGGAUUGAUCGAUUUCGAUGAGUUCUGUCAGCUUUUCGAGUCCAUGAUGAGUCGUGAAGACGAAGAAGGGGAUAAAGUUGAUGAUGGUGAUCAUGAAGAUGGUGAUUUGAGAGAAGCUUUUGAUGUGUUUGAUGGGGAUAAAAAUGGGCUCAUAAGUGUUGAGGAAUUGGGAUUGGUUUUGGAUUCGCUGGGAUUUAAAGAAGGGAAGAAAUUGGAAGAUUGCAAGAAAAUGAUAAGCAAAGUUGAUAUUGAUGGAGAUGGUAUGAUCAAUUUUCUUGAGUUCAAGAACAUGAUGAAGAAUGGUGUUAGUCUUAUUUCGAUUUCUUGAUUGUUGAUUUGGGUAGGAAAAAUCUAUGGUUUUUUCAUGUUAAUUGGUCCAUCGGUUAUAUACUGGUAUAACAAACAGAUUAGAUGUAGCCAUGUAGGUAUUUGAAUCUUUGUGAAAUGUAUAUAUAAUGUUAGGCAAUUUGACUUGAUUUCCCUCAAUUUGUGUUUAGUGGUUUAAAUGUAAUGUUACUAGUUUGGUUUUCAACUAGAAAAUAGUUUUUACUUUUUUCAUGUGUAAGUCAUAUAGGUUUUAAUCAGGAUUUUUAUAUUAUUUUA